AUGGAAUAUCAUACACCAGCAUUUCCUAUGGCAGAAACAAGCAAGAUUAUCAGAAAAUCAGUCCACACUUUCCUUCAAAGUUACCAAUACUUCACCUCAACCGCUGCGCUCCUUGCCUUUCCCUUCUCCGCUUCAGUUCUCCUCUCGCAAGCCUUUUCCCCGUCUUCUUCAUCCCUCAUACCAACCAUAUACAACCGCCUGAGAGUUCUCUUUUAUGCUGCAGGCUUUCCUCCCUCUUCAGAAUUCUUCAGCCUUCUUAACGUUAAGCUUUCUCAAACAAUCUUUUCCUCCAUCUUUGCACUUCCUUUCACCCUCACCUUCCUCCUCAUCACAAAAGCGACUAUAAUUCAAGCUCUCAAACAAAACAAACCAGCAUUGACACCUUCCUUUUCUUCAGUACUAAACCUUUACAGUCCACUCCUUCUCACCCAUAUAUGCAACUCAUUCUUGAUCCUCUCCGCCAAUGCAACUGUCUUCGCUCUCCUUUUCUUUGCUUUCAUUUGUGUGGAAGGAUUCGGCUUCUCUUCUCCCAACUGCCUCCUCUUAUUGUCAGCCGUUGGAGCUGUGCUCUAUUCCAUAGUUCUUGCCAACACACUCGUUGUAUGCAACUUGGCAUUGGUUGUGUCCGGGAUGGAACGAUGUUGGGGUUGGAUGGCAAUCCUCAAGGCUUGCAUUUUCAUGAAAGGAAGAACUUCAACGGCGCUGUCCCUGGCAUUGCCUCUCAAUAUGGCCCUGGCAGCUGUUGAAGCCUUGUUCCAUUACAGGGUUGUGAGAGCUUACCAUUUUGCUGAAAAGAUAGGGUCUUUCAUUGCUUUGGAGGGGAUGUGCAUCGUGUACUUGUAUUCAACUAUCAUUGUUCUUGAUACCAUUUUGAAUUGCAUGUUCUUCAAGAACUGUAAAACGGAUUCUUGGAUAGAUCAGAAAGGUAGGCAGUAUUCGUCGGUUGAAUACGAAGAGGAAGACAAUGAUGUUACGUCAGUUUAA
Messenger RNA from Carya illinoinensis, 984 nucleotides. RefSeq lists its product as uncharacterized. The coding region runs from base 1 to 984 and encodes 327 amino acids. The record is from RefSeq and is a predicted model, not a curated record. The transcript has a single exon. Lineage: Eukaryota; Viridiplantae; Streptophyta; Magnoliopsida; Fagales; Juglandaceae.